AUGACAGAAAUAAAACAUGAGAGUGAGGAGGAAAAUAGUGCUCAAAAAGUACCAAUGUUUAUCAAAAAGUUAUGGAAAGAGAUCACAGACAUUACUAACAAGUACAUAAAUUUUGAUUCAACUGGUGAAAAAGUAGUUAUUUACGACAAAGAAAAUUUUAUAAAACAUAGCAUGCAUUUGAUAACAAAUGCCAAAGAUUACAGAUCUUUUAUUAGAUCGCUUAAUAUGUAUGGAUUUUGUAAAGUAUCUGAGAUUAAGACCUCUCCUAAUACUGAUGUAUUUUUUCAUCAGUUUUUUAGACUUCAUGAACCAGAGAAGCUUAAAUUGAUAUUUAGAGAUACUAAUUCGGUUAAUAAAAAGUCAUUACCGGUUAUCAUUAAUAAUUUACAAGUUCUUAAUGAAGAAAAUCAACAUUUACAAAGCAAGAUAUUUAAAUUAGAAAACAGAAUCAAAAAAAUAGAACUACAAAACAAGAGUUUAUUAGAAAUUGUAGCAACGGCUUUUAGAAAGGGGUUAACUGAACAAUAUCAAGAUAAUUUAUUACAUAAUCAAAUUCAACAACCUAAAGACCAACUUUCAAUUAUUAGCAAUAAUAACAGAAAUUUAAAAAUCCUUGGAAAUGAGGUAGAUGAUGUAACAUCUGAUAUAGAAGAGAGUGUUAAAGAUGAGUUAUUACAGGAUGAAUUUCUGUAUUUUUAA
Messenger RNA from Hepatospora eriocheir, 699 nucleotides. The record is from the annotation of a GenBank genome assembly. NCBI's taxonomy places the organism in Eukaryota, Fungi, Microsporidia, Hepatosporidae.